CUUCCCCACUCCUCUCUCCUCCACUUCCCCUUAAGAAAAAAAUAUGAAAAAGAUAUUCAGUUUUGCCAAGAGGAAGCGCGGGUUAUCUCAGAGCACCUCGGACACGGCCAGCGUGGUCUCUGCUGGUUACGAGCUGAAAGACAAGGAUUUGGGGAAACUGCACAAAGCUGCGUCCGCGGGGGAUGUGGCCAAGCUUCGACAACUGAUUAAGAAACAUGACAUAAACCAACUGGACAAAGAGAACAGAACGCCCUUGCAUCUAGCUUGUGCUGGUGGACACGCAGAGAGUGUUGCUUUCCUUGUGGAAAACAAAUCCAAACUCAACAUCUGUGACAAUGACAACCGCUCACCUUUGAUGAAGGCAGUACAAUGCCAACAAGAGCGUUGUGCUCUUAUUUUAUUAGAUCAUGAUGCUGAUCCUAACCUUGUGGACAUUAAUGACAACACUGCUAUGCACCUUGCUGCCCUCAUCCCAAACAUCUCUGUGGCAAUUCACUUACUGGAGCAUGAAGCACGUAUUGAUAUUCGGAACAAGGAAGGCUUUACACCAUUACUGCUGGCAGUUAAUGAGAAUCAUCAGGAAAUGGUAGAGUUCCUCCUUAAAGAAGGAGCAAAUAUCAAUGCCAAGGAUCUAGCUGGGAGAACAUCCCUGAUGCUUGCUGCCAGUACUGGGCAAAUUAGCAUGGUUAAACUGCUUCUACAGUAUGAUGCUGAUAUUACUAUGAAAGAAGAUAAAGGGUGGACUGCAGAUGAUUAUGCAGUUAUGAAUGGCCACCAUGCUUGUUCCCAUCUAAUCAUUGAGCAUGGUACAAAGAAAAAGCUUCAUCAGUCACCUCCAUAUUAUGGAACAAGCAAAGUGAAAGGGGUAUCCAUGUUCAGUAGCCCAGACCGUGCUGCUGAGGCAGCCUUUGCACUUGGGGGACCAGCCACAGACAGAGAAGCGUUUCAGCAGUCUCCAGAGCAGAAGUCGAGAGCAAGUGAGUCUGAGAAAGUGGAAUAUGAUGCAUCUCAGGGGGAAUCAGUCAGUAGGGCCUCGAAUGUUGCAAGCGACUCCUGGCCAUCCUCAGAUGAAGAGGAAGAGCUAGACUUUAGCCCCAAGAAACUUCAAAAACCCAGUUUGGCUAAAUUGGUAAAUGCUUCCCAGCAAAGCAAGAAAAAGAUAAAUGAAAAGGCUAACUCUAGCAAAGUCCAGCAGAUGGCUAUUUCACAUCCACUUAAAUCAAAUGUAGAUAGUGAAGAAGAUUCAGAAGAGGAUAGUGAAGAUGAAGAAGAGAUUAUUGAGAAUUAUGGCUUGCAAACCCAUCCUUCACCCCAUGCCAAGGCAUUAGUUGUUUCCCCUCAAGCUGCUGUUCCUUCACCCAGCUCCUUUGUAGAACCACCUCAGUCGAUUUCUACCCCAUCCAAAGGCUUUAAGCAGGACAGAGUACAAGACGGAUCCUCAGAUGAAGAAGAGGAGGUGGAGGAACAGCAUGUAGGAAAGUUUAGAGAUACAACAAAGGAACCUGUUAUUCAGAAUACAAUUUCCAAUAUUAUUCAACAGGAAAAGGAGGCUUCCCACCAAAAAGUCCAAAGAGAUCUGAUGUCAGAAUUGGGUUUAGAGGAGAUAGAUGGUGAAGAGGACAUUGAAUCGCCUUGGGAUUCUGAGUCUAUUACAGAAAGUCUGAAGAAGAAAUCCAGUGCUUCAUCUUCUGCAAAGGACCAAAUAAAAAUGAACAGCAUUCUUGAGAAUCAGGAUGAUGAUGGGUUUUACAUUCCUUCCUUCUUGAGGGGAUCAAGAGACAGUAGGAUGUCUAAUCUAGAAGGACCAAGGAGUGUAGUUAGGCAAUUAAGCCUGGAAUCACCAGAGGGGAUUGCUGCAGCACAGAUGCCUUCACCAAAGAUUGCGGUAGAUAAACAUAAAUCAGAGUUUGGCAAAGGUGAUGCAGGAGUUAUAGAAGAAACUGAUUGGGAUUCAGAAGAGACAAAUCUUCCCUUAGGAAAAAUUACACCUGAAGUGCACAGUGUUGCGAAAACAACAAUUCAAGCUUCUGGCCCUCAAGAAACUGAGCCGAAAAUGCCUUUAUCAGAGGAAGAAGACGAUGAUGAGGAGAAGUGUGACUGGGAAAGGAAGAAGGUUGAAGAAGAAAAAAGAAAGAAUCUCCAGAAUAGGGAAAGAAACCAACUUGAUGAAAUGAAACUUACUGAGUUAGCAGGAAAAUAUGAGGGCAGUCAACAUCUGCAGGUGAAACAAGUAGCUGAGAAAAUCAUCCAUGAGAAAGUAAACCAAAGAACAGAGCCAAAAUUGCUAAAAGAACAAGUUGGUAAGGAUGGAGACAGACCUAAACAGCAGAAUACCAGUUUAAUUUUCAGAAUAAAUGAAGAGCGGCAAAGAGAAAGCUUUCUUAAAGAGAGAAUAAAAAAACAAAACAUUUUCAAAGGGAUUGAGUUGGGCUCAGAUGAGGAUGAUUAUGAAAACCGUCAACACAAUCAGUGGCCAAAGCAAAUUGGUCAAGAGUUGAAAAGGAAAGACAGAAGACUCGCACUUCAACAGACUUCCUGUGUGAAUGGGGAUUCAUUAUCUGCUUUUUAUGACAGCACUCCAAGCGAAAUGUCUCAGGAUGAAGCAGGAGUUUUGAAAACAGCAACUAAAAAGGCCAGCAGAGUUGUGACUGUUUCUGAUGAUUUGGAUGAUCUCACACAAUCCUCUGACUCUACUGCAGAUAGCUCAGAAUCCCCAGCUUCGGUUUAUAGGAAUGCUCCAUUAUUAAUUGCACAGCUGGGUGCAGAGAAGUUAGAUUCAGUAAGUUUGCUAAAAAUCCAAAACCUGAUGUAUGAGUAUGAGCGAUCAGUUGAGAGAGAAAAGAGCCGCUAUUCCUUACUUUCUGAGAAAGUGAAACAGCUGGAGAAUGAGCGAAAGGAGCACUAUCAAACACUGGAAGAAACUAGAGAAAUGAAAUCCAAGCUGGAGCAUCAGAAAGUGGAGUGGGAGACUGAUCUUAACAGCCUUAGGUUUCGAAUAAAACAAGAGGAGGAGAAACGUAAAAAUGCUGAAAUGCUUUAUGAAAAGAGCCGUGAACAAGUGCAGAAAAAGGAGGCACAAUACUGUAAAGAGAUUGAAGCAAAACAAGAGCUGGAGCAGACUGUGAGGAACUUGGAGAUGGAAAGGAGAACAUUAAUCAGCAAUCUAAAACAGCUUGAUGAAGAACAAAAUGAUUUGCAAAGAGUUUUGAGCCAGGAACGCAGUGCCCGAGUUGUGCACGAAGGAAUUUUCAACAAUCAUCUACGCAAACAACGUGAGAUAGACGAGGAAAACAAGAAAUCAGUAAGCAAGAACACAGAGGCUCUAAUUCAUUUUUCUGAAACGAAUGAACGAGAGAAGGACUUGAUGCAACAGAAUUGUUCACUACAGGAUGAGGUGUCCGUGCUCAAACUCGAACUAGAUCGUGUGCGUGCACGGAAUCAGGAGGAACAAGGAAAAUAUAUGGAGGAGAAUGAGGCACUGAAGGAAAGGCUGGAAUACCUGAAAAAGGACUUGAAGGAUAAUGAAGAAGCUUUGACUCAGACAGCUUUGCAGUGUAAUGGACAGCUUAAUGCUCUGAAGACUGAAACUGCGAUGCUGGCAUCCCAGCUGGAACGUGAGAAGCAAAACAGAGAAAAACUAGAGACUGACAUGGAAAUCAUGCAUUCACGUUUGAACUCAGCACUUCAGGAAAUUGAACUCAGUCAAACAGCAAAAGGUGAUGGCGAAAAGACUUUCCAAAGAGAACGCGACGAAUGGCUUCGUUUAGAUGAGAAGCGGAACCAUGAAAUCUCCAAUCUCCGUGAAACCACUAACAGUUUGUCACAGCAACUGAGCAAAGCUGAAGCUAAGGCUAAUAACCUUGAUAAUGAGUCUCAUCGUGCAACACUUUCCCUGACUGAGAAAAACCUUAUAUUAGAGAGUGUUCAGAGGGACUUGAAUCAGAGUCUGGCUCGUACAAAGGAACUGGAACAUGCUCUUCAUUUAGAGAAAGAACAGAUGAGCAAAUACACAGUACGCCAGGAGUCUAUGCAGGAGAGAUUAGCACAAACUCAAAGUGACAACAUGCUGCUGCGACAGCAAUUGGAAGAUGCGCACAAUAAGGGAAUUAAAAAAGAACAAGCAGUUAGUGAUGUUCAGGAACGGUUCAGUGACAUCUUUUCUAAGCUUCGAGGAGACAGUGAGCGGCAGAUCAAUCUGAUCGAAGAGAGGAAUAAAGAAUUAAUUAUCAGGAACAAUGAGCAAAAGGAACACAUCUAUAAAUUUGAAAAUGAGAAGACCGAAAGAGAGAGUAUAUUGAGGCAACAUCAACAAGAACUAGCUGAUGCACUGAAGAAACUCUCAAUGUCAGAGGCUUCACUGGAGGUCACCACCCGCUACCGUAAUGAACUGGAAGAAGAAAAAACACGUAUGCAGAAGCAAUUAGAUAAAUUGAAAAGUAAGUUGCAAAACACUGAGGAGAAGCAUGUGCAUUCUGAGCGGAGAAUCCAGGAGUUGCAGAACGCUCUGGAUGAAAAAGAACACCAGGUGAUUGCGAGUUCUCAGAAAAUGCAAGAACUUUUGACCGUCUCCUCACAAUCAAAGGAGGGUGCAAAACAACUCGAGGAACAUGUACAACGAUUGGAGAUUGAAAAUGCAAAAUUGGAGGCUCUUGUAAAGCAGAAGACAAGCAGAUCUGAAAUGCUACAGAAAGAGCUCCAGGAGACGGCUUCAAGUCCAGGUUACACAACAGAGAGGAUUGUUGGCCAUUAUGAAGAUACUACUGUUCGUGGUCGGCUUGAAGACUUGGUAACAAGUUUACAAGGAGUAAAGGUCAACUUGGAAGAACAGCUUAAUCAGGAGGUACAAAAGCAAGUUGUGUUGUCACAAACCGCUAAAGAUUCACAUCACCUGUGGGAAGAAGAAUUGAAAUCUCGAUCUAAACUAGGACUCCGACUUUCUAAAUUGGACAGAGAGAAAGAUGAACUGGCCAGUCAGAUUGAAAGUGAAAAGAAAAAAGUUAAAAAAAUUGCCGAGGGUAAGCGAUCAGUGGAAACCAGACUGGAUCAAGAAAUGAAAAGAAAUGCUGAGCUUCAAAAAGAACUAAGCCGAAUGAGAACGCUGUUGAAAGGCACCAAAAAGAAACUGAAGGAGUAUGAGAAUGGAGGCUUUGUCUCCCAACUCAGCAGUAUACGGGGAGAACUGGAUCACCGACACUCUGAAACCGAGGUCACUAUUAAUAAGUUGAAGAGCAAGGUAGAUGAAUUGUCCCAGCAGCUGGAAGUAGAAUAUGUCAAGUGUAGACGUUUGGAAUCUGCCAGUCAGGAACAGAUUGAGCAGGUCGCUUCAAUGAGGUCUUUACAGAGGAACCAUGAUCGACUGGAAAAAAGCAAACAGCAUCUAGAGGAUGAAGUGGCCAGACUGAAGCGUCAGGUUGAAACCAACGUGAUGGAUCAUAGUCACAUGGAACAAUACAAGCGGGAAAUAGAAGAACACGCGCGUAAGGAAAUUAAACAGAAGCUGGAAGAAGUUAACUUAUUCUUGCAGACUCAGCAGGCUUCCCAAGAAGCCUUGGAACAACUAAGAGCCACAAAUGAAGGUACUGUUAGAAACCAACUAGAGCAGAGAAUACGAGACCUGGAAUCAGAGCUGACUAGGGUCAGAUCUUCACAACAAGAUAGCUUGAACCUCAGAGAAUCAGCACAGUCAGAAGUUGAGAGGUACAAGGAAUUGUACACCGAGGAAUUAAAAUCGCGGAAAUCCCUUGCAGCUAAACUUGAUAGAGCAAAUGAAAGGCUGUCAGAAGCCAAUACGAAGCUGCUUAAUGAACGCCAGCGUAGUAAAUCCUUGAUUGCCAGCAGCAUUAUGAAUGGAAGCUUGACAGCGACUCCUGCACUGGACAUGGGUCAACUCCAGAGCGCAAUGGCUAAUAUUGGCAAUAAUAUGGGAACAUUUAAUAGAAACUUUAGCAUUGGAGGUAACUUCCCAAGUCCAGUGGUAGAUGGAAUGUCUUCUACCAACAGAGUGGAGUCUUACUUGACUAAGAUGCAGAAUGCAUUGGAAAAAAAUAUUUCCAAAGAACUCCAUGAAGCCACUGCUGAUUUGGAUGGGAUACCAACUCGAGUCUCGCCGCAGGGAUCUGCUGCCAGCUCCCUUAAGAGCAUCAAUCAAGAUCAGGACCCAGUCACGAGAGCCACACAACAGUACCUGGAGGUUCUGAAGAAAAACUACAUGCUUUGAUUUGAAAAUUACAUGAAUGAAAAAAGCAUUCUGUGUGCAAAGUGGGUCAAGCAACCAAUCUGCCAUCCUACCCAAUGUGAUAAUGUUCCAAGUGUAUAAUCGCUCUAUUUAAGAUAACAUUUCAUUAUGUGCUUAAACGGAGUAGAAUGCGAAUUGUCUUGCAGAAAUAUUGAUGGUUUGUACUCUUGAUUUUGCAUAUUGCACUUACUUGCUCAGGAGGAACACUACAGUUUUAAUAUAUAACUUACACCGAAUGUGUUAUAUUUUAUUUCUCUAAAUGAUACUUGAUCAAGAUCAACUCUUCUUAUGGACCACAAUUCUUCAGUAUGUUACAACUAUUUAACAGGGUUUAGGUAACUCCAUAAUAUGAAAAUGAAUGUAUGGAAAUACACAACUUACAGUAGAAUAUGUGGCAGUUCACCACAUCUUGUUGUAAAGUUGAUUUGUUAUGUAUUACCUUGGUAAAACUGUCAAAUGCAGUAGUUUGUACUAUGUUCAUUCCAUUGUGAGACAGUAUUGUACUUCAGUUUAUCUUGUAAAAUAGUGCCAAGAAUUUUUAUAGGCUUGUGUUUUGCUACAUGCAGUAUACAAAGACAUUGCACUGUGCAACUGUUUCAAAAUUAAAUGCUAAUGUUUACUUCUCGGAGGAAAAGCA
This is a messenger RNA of Callorhinchus milii (elephant shark), 6872 nucleotides long. It is a transcript of the gene aard, whose product is annotated as ankyrin repeat domain-containing protein 26. The coding region runs from base 44 to 6217 and encodes 2057 amino acids. The transcript has 41 exons. Gene Ontology annotation, molecular function: protein binding. The record is from RefSeq and is a predicted model, not a curated record. NCBI's taxonomy places the organism in Eukaryota, Metazoa, Chordata, Chondrichthyes, Chimaeriformes, Callorhinchidae.